AUGACAAGGCACGCUAGAAAUUGUACUGCAGGAGCAGUUUACACUUAUCACGAGAAGAAAAAGGACGCAGCAGCAUCUGGAUACGGUACCAAUCUUCAGAGAGUGGGCAAAGACUCUUUGAGAGACUUUGAUUGUUGUUGUUUGUCUUUGCAGCCCUGUAGGAAUCCAGUUAUCACAAAAGAUGGAUAUCUGUUUGAUAAAGAAGCUGUUUUGGAAUAUGUACUUGCAAAAAAGAAAGAGUACACAAGAAAGUUGAAAGAGUAUGAGAAGCAGAAGAAGAAACUUGAAGAAGAAUCUCAAGAAUUGACUGCAAAAGAGGAACUUACGAAGCUGCAAAAUUUCUUGAAAGGUGAAAAAACUAUUGUGUUUAAGAAAGAUGAAAAGAAAAAUGAAGAAGCUGGACCUUCAUCUGUAUCAAAUAUGUGCAAUGGAAAAGAUAAAGAGCUUCCAAGUUUCUGGAUUCCAUCAAAAACUCCUCAAGCAAAAGAAAAGAUAAUUGAAAAGCCGGAUAAGAAUGUUUACUGUCCUGUUAGCGGAAAAAUUCUCAAGAUAAAAGAUCUCAUUCCUGUCAAGUUUACUGAAGUUAAAGAUCCAGAUGAUAAAAACUCUCUGAUUGUUAAGCAGGCUAGAUACAUGUGUCCAAUUACUCAUGAUGUUUUGAGUAAUAGUACUCCUUGUGCCGUUAUUAGAACAACAGGUGAUGUAGUCACAAUGGAAUGUGUGGAGAAAAUUAUAAAAAAAGACUGGAUAAAUCCUCUUGACAGUACAAAACUCACAGAAGCUGAUAUCAUUCCAUUGCAAAGGGGUGGUACUGGUUACUCAGCUGCUAAUGAUAAUCUUCAAGGGAAAUACGAGAGACCAGUGUUGCAAGCUUAA
Molecule: messenger RNA, 876 nt
Organism: Phymastichus coffea
Lineage: Eukaryota; Metazoa; Arthropoda; Insecta; Hymenoptera; Eulophidae
Product: nitric oxide synthase-interacting protein homolog
Exons: 4
Coding region: 1-876 (291 amino acids)
Cellular component (GO): nucleus
Molecular function (GO): ubiquitin protein ligase activity
Source: RefSeq, a predicted model, not a curated record